This is a messenger RNA of Cynara cardunculus var. scolymus (artichoke), 2598 nucleotides long. Its product is annotated as protein STIP1 homolog. NCBI's taxonomy places the organism in Eukaryota, Viridiplantae, Streptophyta, Magnoliopsida, Asterales, Asteraceae. Gene Ontology annotation, molecular function: Hsp90 protein binding. The coding region runs from base 90 to 917 and encodes 275 amino acids. The transcript is spliced from 7 exons. The record is from RefSeq and is a predicted model, not a curated record.
UCUCCCCUCUCAUUAUAACAAAUCAUCACCCCACAAAACCCUAAACACAAGAAACACAUUAAACCUUACAAUUUACAGUAGAAGCUCUAAUGGCGGAAUCCAAAACAGAUGUGUCGUUGAAGGAUCAAGGAAAUGAGUUUUUCAAGGCUGGAAAUUACCUAAAAGCAGCUGCCAUAUACACUCAGGCCAUCAAGAAAGAUCCUUCUAACCCUACCCUUUACAGCAAUCGUGCUGCUGCGUUUCUGAAUCUUGUUAAGCUACAAAAAGCACUCAGUGAUGCUGAAACAACAAUAACUUUGAAUCCCAGCUGGGAGAAGGGUUACUUCAGGAAAGGAUGUGUAUUAGAGGCCAUGGAGCGAUAUGAUGAUGCAUUGGAUGCCUUUAGAAUAGCCUCACAGCACAAUCCACAGAGUACGGAGGUGGCAAGAAAGAUCAAGAGGCUUACACAAUUGUCGAGAGAUAAAAAGCGAUCAAUAGAAGUCGAUAAUAUGAGAUCUAACGUUGAUCUGGCAAAGCACUUGGAUGGUUUCAAGUCUGAAUUGAUACAAAAGCAUGUAAGCGAGGAAUCUUGGAAAGAUACCUUCUCUUUUGUUGUUGAAACAAUGGAGACUGCUGUAAAAUCAUGGCAUCAGACAUCUAAUGUGGAUGCUAGAGUUUAUUUCCUGCUUGAUAAGGAAAAGACAGACACCGAGAAAUAUGCACCUGUUGUCAACAUUGACAAGGCAUUCGAGUCACCCCAUACACAUGGUGAUUGUGUUACCUUUUUAAGGCAAUAUGCUGUGGAAUCUUUCUCUCGGGCAGCAUGCUUAGUCGCACCAAAGAGUAUCAUAUCGUACCCACAGGACAUUGAAAGGCCUAGGGAGCCACAUGAUGGGAAUCUUUUGAAGAUAUCCUCUGGAAACUUAUUUUUGCAGUAGUAAGAAACCUUGUAUCUUUAUUGCGGUAGAAUUGUAUCUAAUUAAUCCAUCAAGGAUAAUUGGUGAUUUGGGAUAGCCUUUUCUGUUGUCUCCCUCAUAAUUACCCUUCUCCGCUUUGUCCUGCAUCACUAGUUCUGUUGCCAAUAUAGAAAAUGCGGAUGAAUCACUAUCGGGCAUAACACAGAUGUCUAGUGCAAUGGGGAUCCAUUUGUGUAGGAGGUUGAGUUGAAUCCUCUUGCAUCAUUAUGGGAACUAUGUAUAGGGAAAAACCCAUCUACAAGGGACCCCUUUUCAUAGUAGUUAGAUCGUGGCACGAACAUGGUGUCAACCCAAAAAUGAGCCAAAUGAUGCACAAUGUGGUGUGUUCCAUUUCCUAAAAUUAGGAAGAAGGAAAACUUUUAAAUGAUAACAUUGAAAAUAGAUCAUUGUUAAGCACAAUAAGCAACAAAUUGUUGACUAAAUUAUAGAAGUGCUUAAUAUUUCAAAAUAGACCCACUGUAAAACAGUGAUCAAUAUUCAGUUUGUCAAAUUCAGAAAUGCAUCCAUUCUUUUGGCAUAAAAAAUAAUAGAUUACAGAAUUUUGUUUCAAUGUACAUCAAAUUUUUGCUUAGAUAUCAGGAUAGUAACAUAACAAUGAAAUAGUCAGUACACCAAUGUAAUGAUGGCAACACCUAUAUAUUAGACUGAACAAUCAAAGAAUUUACCUGUAUGGAUAUGUUCAGGCUCUUGGCAUAAAUAAAUCAUCAUAAUUGGGGAGAGUUGACCACCAAGAGGGGCCAAGAGGCUGAGGUAGAGGGGGAGAGGAUGAAGGCAAGUUCUACAAGUGCUUACUAGCCCUUCAGCGAGUCUCAUUGAUUUUUUCUUCUUUGAUUUUAUUUUUGUAAAUUGUUUGUAAAAGCAGUUGACUUUUAACAAUCAAGAGAUCAAAUCAUCAUGUAUAUUGAUAAACUCUCUCAAUACAUGUUUCUCUCUCUACAAUCUCUCUCUCUAAGCUAGACUCUCUACGUACGUAUCUUUUUAACAAUUACCAUUACAAAGCUAUUUAUAUGAUUGACUAAACAUACAAGUCAAACUACAAUUAAGCACAAACUAUAACAUUGACUUUUAACAAUCUUUAACAACUUUGACUUUCUUUGAUCAUGUUGACUUUCAUCUUUGACUCCUUAAAUCUUCAAUGCUCAGUGAUCUCAGAUACAAUAAUAUUUGACUUAACAAUCUUUCCCUUUGUAUUCGAGAUCACAUUCUUCAAAACAAAUCCCUUUGUCUUCACUUCGAAAGAUCUUUGACAUAAACAAUCUCCCUCAAUUACAAUCAUACUUUAUCAACCUUCAAAUAAGAUGAAUCUGGAAAAUAACAAUCUUCCGUAUUAACAAAUAUAUCCUUUAGAUCAAAAUCUUCACUUUGAAACAAUUUUUAAAAUCAUUUAGAAACUUUCCCUUUUGAGGUCUUAAACAGUCAACAAAUCUUCAAGGAAACCUUUUGAAUCAACAAAUAAGCUUUAGACAUUCAGGCUUGAAGCUUUGACACUACAUGUACUAAGCUUGUCACCUUUAUAUCAUGAAAAAAUCCAACCUUAACAAACAAACUCUUCAAAUUUUUGUCUUGUAAGCCUACAGAUGUCAACAAGUCAUAACAAAUUCUUCAAAUCAGCACCAACCUUUUCAUCAACAUCUACAAUCUA